Salvelinus sp. IW2-2015 is the source of this 1293-nucleotide messenger RNA. RefSeq names its product immediate early response 3 (gene ier3). Lineage: Eukaryota; Metazoa; Chordata; Actinopteri; Salmoniformes; Salmonidae. Gene Ontology annotation, biological process: negative regulation of apoptotic process. The record is from RefSeq and is a predicted model, not a curated record.
GGCUAUAUAAACCUGUGCGCCACGGGUAGAAAAAUCAUUCAACGAACUACUACUACACGAGAAGAGAGCUCGAAAGAACAAGAAAGAUGUAUACACGAUCAAAUAGUUUGGUAUUGUCAAUUCCGACAAAUAAUUAUCAAGGACAGUUCGCUUACAGGGCGAUGCCGCGAAGCAAAGAGCCAGAAAUCUUCACAUUUGAGCGGAUCCCAGCUCAAGAGCCACAGCGCUAUACAGCAGUGCGCCAGCGAAGGAAGAACACYCGGGUACAGUACCCAGCCAAUGUCCGGAAAUACCUUCCACCUGCCGAGAAGAGCGCUGCCAAGCGCUGGCUCGUUGCUCUGUGCCUGGUACUGUUCCUGCAGAUCUACACCGAGGAUGCUUGCAUCGAGACACCGAUCAGCGCCGAGAGCCUUGCUGUCGAGGUAAACGAGGAGGCGUCCUAUGCGCAUUACAAGGUACUACCAUUCCAGUCAGCAGAGGAACAGGCGCGUCAACUCACAGACGAUGUCUCCACCGAGCUCUCUUCUGUCAACCAUCAAGAUCAACUUGUUGGUGAGCAGAGUGACAACAUCUGGAGCAAGCUGGUCAAUACGACGUGUCCCUGCUGGGAUGGCGAGAUGAAUCGCAUGCACAGGCAGAGCACAAGGAACGGCUACGUCGUAGCCUUCCUCUACCCUGCAGUUUAUCACAGACUGGGAUCCGAGAAUUGAAAGAACUGAACAGUUUUUUCCCCAGCUAAUGACUUGACAUUAAGACGGAGCCUGGUUCAAUGGCUUUUGGUUUCGAGAAAGGUGUCGAGCUGCCUCGGRCCUGGGCGCUGACAUGCCCGGAGCUGAUUCACUAGGUUGCUCGCUGAAGCCUCACCAUAGUAGCCUACAUUAGCUGCUGUAUUUGGAGAGUGAAGCGAACAAAAGAACAUGUUACUAAUGGGACAAUUUUGAAGAACUGACUGUUACAAUACUGGACUCAAACUUGAAUAUAGAAAAACUUGAAUUKAUAUAUUUUAGGUUCACAUUUGUAAUGAUGUACUGUAGAAGUCAAACUUCCCACCCUCUCUCACAUGUUCGUAGCCUGCAAGGCCAAGACGUUUAGACCUACAAUAUUGAAGUGAUAUUUGUAAUACUAUGAUUUACUUUGUGAAAGCCUAGUACUUGAUAUUGAGACUAAUCUUUUUGUUAAACUAUUUAUUAAUGAAGAAUAUUCUAUGAAGUGUAUUAUUUAACUUGUUAUUUAUUUAUAUUGUGCUAAUGAUUUGUUAUUUAAUAAUGAAAUAAAAAAACUUUCUGAAAUGUU